This is a messenger RNA of Candidula unifasciata, 270 nucleotides long. Lineage: Eukaryota; Metazoa; Mollusca; Gastropoda; Stylommatophora; Geomitridae. The record is from the annotation of a GenBank genome assembly.
AUGGCUGUGUCAUUGAUGUGCUUCCCCUGCUGUGUUGGAGGACAGCCACAAGCUAAACGAAGAGCCAGGCCAAGACUGGAUGCCAGCAUGAUAGGACUACCCACAGAUUUCCGUCACACCGUCCACGUAGGCAGCGGAGAUGUCAGAUCGUCACCAAAUCUCCAUUCCCUGCAGAGCCACAUGUCCUCCAAAGGAGAAAUACCCAAACACGUGUCGCCUGGCGACCUGCAACUGACUGUUGUUGACCUUCCAACACAGACAGCAUUAUAG